GAUGCGUGACGGGUCCUGAUCCACCCCAGUCUCCACCUCACCCCUCUCCACUCGACGGCUCGAUCCUUGCUGCCCGACCUUUUUUUUUGAUCUGCUAUGCUGUAGACUAAUCGCGAUUAAGGAAAUAAGGGGGGAAAAGGAGGAAGGUCCAAGCGGCGGCAGCAGCAAAAACCCGCUCCGAAAGGCAGAAAACCACAAUAAACAAGGCACGCAACGAAUCCGAUCCCGAUUUAAUUCGCCCAAAUCCGUCGAUUAAUCCCCACGCCGGCCGCGUCAUGCUCCGGCCAUUCCUCUCCCCUCCCCUCACCGCUCUGCCGCCGCCCCCUGCCUCCACCGCAGCAGCCGCGGGCGCCGCGGCGAUGCGACCCGCAUCCUCCUCCUCCUCCCGCUCCUCGGCCGGCGGAGGCGGGGCCCACCACCACCAACACAACCACGGCGGCCACAGCAUCUCCGUCUCUCCGCCGACGUGCAGGCACGCCCCAUCGUCGGCCACGCUCGAUCUCCUCAUCCUGCUUCUCGUGCUCUUCUCGCUUGCCUUCCUGCUCGCCUCCUCGCUCUCGCACGUCGCGCGCUCGCUCUCCCCGCUGCUCGCCACGCCGCCCGCCGCCGCGGCGCUCGCCUACGCCACCGCCGCACUGCCUUACCUGGCCGCGGCGGCCGUGCUCGUCGCCACCGCGUUCCUCUCCUGUCGCCGGCUCCCGCGGCGCCGGUGCCGCAACCCGCGCUGCCGCGGCCUGCGAAAGGCGCUGGAGUUCGACGUCCAGCUGCAGACCGAGGGGGCCCUUCGCGCCGGCGCCGGAAGCACCGCCGGCGGCGCCGAAGCAUCCAUGUGGCGCGAGAUCGAGGCGCUGCCGUGGAAGGGCGGCCAGGGCGGAAACAACCCAGACUACGAGUGCCUUCGCGCCGAACUCCGCCGGAUGGCGCCGCCUAACGGCCGAGCCGUGCUGCUCUUCCGCAACCGGUGUGGCUGCCCUGUUGCUAAACUCGAAGGAUGGGGCGCCCCCAAGAGCAAACGGCGCAACAAGAAGGGCACGCAAGGUUCGUUCCAUGACCGAGGGCUGAGGUGAACGCAAGUCCGGUGUCGCCAGUUGCAAACUUGCAACACUGUUGCUUUAGACUGCCAUGUUGAAUAAUACUUCUAGCAAAAGAUACGCCAAUCACAGUUUACAUGUGGGUUGCGCCAUGAUUGUAUUGUUACGGGUGUUCGGUGAACCCCAACAGUUAUGCCGAUACAAAGACGAGACGCAACAAUAGAACUGUUAAUAAAGGACAAUGGGCUUGUUUCA
Messenger RNA from Zea mays, 1286 nucleotides. RefSeq lists its product as uncharacterized. The coding region runs from base 276 to 1067 and encodes 263 amino acids. NCBI's taxonomy places the organism in Eukaryota, Viridiplantae, Streptophyta, Magnoliopsida, Poales, Poaceae. The record is from RefSeq and is a predicted model, not a curated record. The transcript has 2 exons.